Messenger RNA from Asterias rubens (European starfish), 2247 nucleotides. Its product is annotated as protein SGT1 homolog. Gene Ontology annotation, molecular function: protein-folding chaperone binding. The transcript has 6 exons. NCBI's taxonomy places the organism in Eukaryota, Metazoa, Echinodermata, Asteroidea, Forcipulatida, Asteriidae. The record is from RefSeq and is a predicted model, not a curated record. Bases 138 to 770 code for a protein of 210 amino acids. Gene Ontology annotation, biological process: protein stabilization.
UUAGUUCUGGAGGUUUCUCUGAUGAGUGUCGGGGGAAGUACCACAUCCAACACAACAAGCCCAAACUGUUUUGUUAAAUACCGACAAAAUAAACGUCAUUUGCAACAUUCGACUUCAAAACAUCAAAAGCCGCCAUCAUGGCUGAUGAAGAGACGAUUAAGGCACCUCCAAAACAGAGGUAUGACUGGUACCAAACAGACUCUCAUGUGAUUAUUACACUGCUGGUUAAAAACGCCAACAAGGAAGACGUCGAAGUGAACUACACAGAUAGAGCGUUAAGUGCCACUGUGAAGCAGGCAUCAGGAAGUGACUUCAGUCUGGAGUUGGACCUAGCACACAAUAUAAUCCCAGCCAAGUGUAUCACAUCCAUAAAGAAAAUGAAGAUUGAGUUGAAAUUGAGUAAAGAGGAGGGAUUGAGGUGGAAUAAGCUAGAAGGAGAGGACACGCUGGCUGCAACUGUACCAACGGGAGACAAUACCAAAGACACCGUGCAUAACUACCCAACCUCCAGUCAUGUGACACGGAACUGGGAUCAGAUCGGCAAAGAGGCGGAGCAAGAGGAGAAGGAUGGUGCCCAAGGAGAGGCCGCCCUCAAUCAACUCUUUCAAAAGAUCUAUGGUGACAGCACUGAUGAAGUCAAGAAGGCAAUGAAUAAAUCAUUCACGGAGUCUGGUGGAACUGUCCUCAGCACCAACUGGAACGAAAUCGGAGCACAGAAAACGGAAGUCAAACCACCAGAUGGAAUGGAACAUAAAAAGUGGGACGUAUAGCAACAGUUUCCCACAGAAUGCCAAACAACUAAAGCAUCACUGCGUUGUGGAAAACAGACCUUGAAAAGGACUUAUGUAUCAGCGGAGGUACUUUUGGAACAGACUUGAUUGCUUGAGGGCGCCCUUUACUUUAGCAACAGUCAGAUGACCAGGGCAAUCAGUACAUUACUGGUAACCAAAUGCAAUUGACUGGAUUAUGAUUGGAGUAGAAUUGGUCACCGGGAAGUUGGUGUUUCUCAUGCAUAGAACAACAAUGGUAUAACAUGCUCAGAGCUGAGCUUAACAUCAUGGAAGAGUUUGCCACAUAAAUCCGCACUUGCAUCACCCUUGAAAGCUUGUGAUUUUUAUAAGCGAUAUGCACAGAAUUCCUCGAUAAGCAGAGCCUUGAAUUGGGCCCAGGAAAUAAAGUGAACAUAAAAAUUUAGCCUUUGAUAUACCGGUGUUCCAUUUUAGAGGCUUGCAAGUCUGGAUUAAAGUCACCAAAUUCUUUGAAGACAGCAAAUAAUUUAUCUACAUAAGCUUCUGUGGUAUCGCUGAAACUUUAUUAUUGGUCUUGGACCUUGGCUGAAUUUCCUGGCUCUAACCACCGAAUUCUGCACUUGUGAUCUCCAUUCUUCGUUUACACGGCAAGCAAAAGAUUCCUUGAUAACCUGUGAAAUUCGUUUGACAUGAGCACAAAAUUCUCUGCUUCCGUAAGCACUGAUCCUUUGAUUACAGUUAGCAGUCAUAAAAUUGGGCCCAGUUUGUGAAUGGUAAGGCGGAGGUUUGCAUUUGCCAAAACGAUAAUCAUUGACCAUUUUCGGGGAAGACUGGGGGUUGAAUUUCUAAUAAUCCUAAUCUUCCUUGACUUUCAUUUCUUUUUCUUCACAUGGUGAAAUUGAUAUCAUUCGUAUAAAAGAACGAUUGUUGCUGUAGACCUGAAGUAGAACCAAGCAAUUCCAAAUACUGUUAAUGGAAGCUUCAAAUUGUGAUGACAUAUUUUGGUUAAUUUCUUUGCAGAAAAAGCUUUAUAACAAAAGUCCUGGACAGAGUUUUAAAUAAAAAAAGGUGUUUAUCAUUUGAUUUUAUUGUUUAAGAUUAUAUGGCAGCAUUUACAGACAAUUUGUUGCAUUUAAAUCUUACAUGUAAACAAACAUCCAAGGAAUAUACAUACUAUUAACUUUGGAAAUUCUUCAAAAGAAUCGACCAAAUCAGAAUUGGUUCCUAUGAGCAGACUUCUACAAAAACUUAGAUUUCAACUAAAAAUGACUUUAAAUUUUUUUCCAAAGUACUUUUUGUAUCCAUGCUGUAAAUACAUGUACAAUUUCUGCUGAAUUGUUUAGCCAUUGCGAUUUAUAACAUGAUGAAUUAAAAAAGGAAAUUCUGUUAAUUUAUGAUACAGGAAGAGUUUUGCAAUGUGUUCUUUCAUGCUCUUGGUAACCUUAGCUCUUGGCCUUUAAUUUUAUUUUGAAAAUCAAUAAAUACAUUUUUGAUUGUA